AACGUCGGUACGUUCAAGUUAACAUCCAUCCAUCCACCCAUCCAUAUGAAACAAAGACGACUGUGAUUGUGAGAGUAACCAUAUUAUACCCUGUCCAAUACUUGACACUUGUCUAGUGCAAAAUAUUGGUAUUUUUAUGUCGUUAGUUAACUAAUUGUAGUGUUGCUUGCUGAUAAUGGACAUGUUUAAUAAACUUAAGAGUGCAGUAUCCAGUGCCCUUCCAGGCAACCCACUGUCUAAGGAUUUUGAGGUGUAUGGACAGAUAGGUACUGCAGGCCCUGGACUCAUGUGGAAAAUAUACAGUGGCAUGAAAAAGACCACAAAACAGGAUGCUGCAAUAUUUUUGUUCGAAAAGAAAAGUAUAGAGAAAUAUUCCCGUCGCGACAAGGAACUGAUAUUGGAAGCAUUACGGCAUGGAGCUUCACAACUGACUCGACUCAGACAUCCAAAAAUAUUAUCUGUGAUGCAGCCACUUGAAGAGUCAAGGGAGUGUUUAGCAUUUGCCACAGAGCCAGUCUUAGCCAGCCUUGCAAACAUCCUAGGUAACCGUGACAACAUUCCAGAACCAGUUACUAAGCAACUAAAAGAACACGAGCUAUAUGAUGUGGAGAUUAAGUAUGGACUUCUACAGGUAACAGAAGGAGUGCAGUUCCUCCAUCACGAUGCUAAACUUCUGCACAACAACAUAUGUCCAGAAAGCAUCAUUGUCAACAAGAAUGGAUCCUGGAAACUAGCAGGAUUUGACUUCUGUAUACUGAACAAGAAUCCUCCUGAUCAGGCACCAAUGUUUCCAUAUAAAGAUUGGGAUCCUGACGUAGCCCCUUGUGCUCAGCCUAACCUGGACUACAUGGCUCCAGAGUAUGCUAUAUCGGAGUCAUGCAGCCUGGCAUGUGAUAUGUUCUCACUAGGCGUGUUGAUAUAUUCCAUGUUUAACAAUGGUAAACCUCUUUAUGAGUGCAACAACCAACUUAGUACAUUCAAGAAAAAUGCCGAAGAGUUAAGAAAAUGGAGAGGAUCUCUUCUAGGAAAGAUUCCAUCUGAGUUACGAGACAUUGUAAAGCUUCUGUUUAACACAGAACCUACAGUUAGACCAGAUCCAGACCAGCUGGCAAAGAUAAGCUUCUUUGAAGAUGUAGGCUCAAUGACUCUACAGUACAUGGAUUCCCUGUUUCAACAAGACAAUCUUCAGAAGUCAAAAUUCUUCAAAGGACUGCCAAAAAUUAUUGUUAAAUUUCCAAAGAGAGUUAACCUCCAAAGAAUACUACCUCCAUUGUUGAAGGAGUGUGUAAAUCCAGACAUGAUACCGUUUGUAUUACCCAACAUUCUUCAGAUAGCAGAGCACGCUUCAGACAAAGAAUAUACUACAUUUAUACUGCCAGAACUCAUACCUAUGUUUAAGAUAACAUCUCCAAUACAGAUACUGCUGUUAUUCAUGCAAAACAUGAAUUUGCUGUUGAAAAAGACACCAGCCAAUGAUAUCAAAACACAUGUAUUACCUAUGAUAUAUAGGGCACUGGAGUCUGAUAACUCUCAAAUACAGGCAGAUGCUCCUUUUGUUCAGGAAUUAUGUCUAAACAUCAUUCCCACAUUUGCUGACCUGAUAGACUAUACAUCACUGAAAAAUUCCAUAGUACCGAGGAUAAAGAAGUUGUGCUUAAGCACAACUAUAACAGGGGUUCGGGUGAAUUGUUUACUGUCACUGGGUAAACUGUUGGAGUCAAUGGAUAAAUGGUACGUUCUUGAUGAAGUUUUACCCUUGUUGCCACAAAUACCAUCUCGGGAACCAGCAGUGCUAAUGAGUAUUCUUGGUAUCUACAAAGUUGCAUUCUCCCAUGAUAAACUCGGUAUCACCAAAGAUUUGCUAGCAGGGAAAGUGGUUCCAUUUCUUAUGACAGUCUCAAUUGAACACAGUCUAAACUUAGGACAGUUUACAGCAUUUAUUACGUUGAUAAGGGAAAUGAUAACUAAGAUAGAGACAGAACAUAGAAGUAAACUGGAACAACUGGAACAGAUGAAACAAGAACAAAAGAAUAUGGAGAUCACAAAAAUAACAGAACAAGAUGAUAAAACUCUGAUUAGUGGAAUAGAUGAAAAACCAAAAACUAUGAUGGAUUCAUUUCUGUCAGGAGUUGGAAUGGGGGCAGGUGAUAAAUCUGCCAGUCCGCCAAGAAAUUCUGCAAAACCAACUCCAGCAAUGAGUCAGCCAGCCAAGGUAACAUUGUCACUUGAAGAGAAACAGAGAAUUGCUAAACAACAGGAGCAACAAAGAUUCUUGAAAGCAUCGAAACCUCUUGAUGCGAAAUCAUCAACCCCGCAGUCUAAUAUUAAGCCUAAACAAACUUCUAAGCAGCCUAAAGACCUAACAUCUAGCCUAAUGCAAUCUAAUGUGAUAGGACUUAGUUCAUCUGCUAAUAAACCUACAAGCAGUUACAAUGGAUCAGCAGGAAUGGGUAUGAAUAGCAGUAUUAGUGGUGGUUCUAUGGGGAAUAGGACAGCUCAGUCUGGAAUGGGUGUAAUGAGUUCAACUGGUUAUGGGCCAUCUAUGAACCAAGGUGGAUUUGGUUCAUCAAGUGGAAGUACAUUUUCCCAGAAUUCAUUUGGUCAGAGCCCAAGUACAGUUCAGGGAAAUAAGCCCAUAGAUCUUUCAUCAUUUGAUAAUCUUAUGUCAAGUAAUUCACAGAAGCCUAAAAUGGCAAUGAACCAGUUGAGCCAGGGUUCCAGCGGCUCAUCUAUGCAGACGGGCAUGAUGGGAAAUAUGAGUAACCAAAACAUGAUAGGUAAACAAGGCGUAAUGGGAAAUCAAGGAAUGAUGGGAAACCAAGGAAUGAUGGGACAACAAAGCAUGAUGGGAGGACAAGGCAUGAUGGGUAAUCAGAACAUGUUGGGACAACAAGGAAUGAUGAACACUGGAUUUGGGGGUUCAGGGAUGAGUUCAGGAUUUAGUGGUGGCAUGAACUUUCAACAAAGCAGUAUGGGAAGUCAAGGAGGCAUGUUUCAGUCUCAGCCAAUGGGAGGACAGAACUUGAUGCAGCCUCAGCCAGUUAAUACCCAGAACACAACUAGCAGUAUGUCGUCUGCUAGAAAUGACCUUGAUGAUUUGUUUGGGUGAAAUUACAUGGGGGUUGUCUGUGAUACUUUAAAAAUUCUUUAGUCAAUGUAAAGGGAAGCAUAUAGUUAUGUGAUGAGUCGCAGUUGUCUUUCAAGUACAUUGAAUGUAUUAUUACUACCAGACUGUACAUUCCAAUAAUACUGUAAGAGAAACUAGACACCAGGACUGAGUUUCUUAAUCAAAGUUGUCUUUUGAACUAAUUCUUUAAUCUUAAAAAGCAAAGUAUGAUUUUUAAAAUUGUAAAUGGUAUUUUAAGUAGAAGGAGAUACCAAGUGGUGCGGUAUGACAUAUUGUUAUGGUACAGAUCACAGAGUUGAGUUCAUCUAAAUGGAAGUAUUAUCCCGCUUGACCAGUUUCAAAUGGCAGAUGCAAAUGGUCACAUUUUAUUUAUUGAUGAAUUCAAAGUUGUAGUGAUUAUAGUUGAAAUUGUUUAAUUUGAUGAAGGACAUUUGACCAAAACAUUGAUAGAAAUAGUAUCAAAUUAAGAGCCAGAAAAUAUAUAACACAAGACGUAAUGUGUUACUGUACUACAUAUUAUUUGGGAAUUUGAGCUACAGAUUUAUUAUGGAAAUUAUUUAACUUUGUCCUGAUGUUUUGAAUUGAGCUAGGUAAUAGUUUAAUGGCUUAUGAAUAGUAACUGUAUAAUUAUACUUACUGGGAUGAUAGAUAUUAUUGCUUUAUGUAAUGGGGGUAGCUUAUCACUGCAGAUGUUGAUGUAUUGGUAUUGGUGAAUGUACAAGUGUAAUACUAUGAAUAUCUGGUCAUAAAGAUAGUAUAUUGGGUUAGAGGGAUAUCCACAGCUUUAUUUUUCAACUUACUCAGAUGUUUUUAAUUUGCUGAGUCCAGUUUUGUUUAAGCAACAUUCUGUUGUUUAGUGAUAAGGAUCUAAAACAGAGGAGGUCAUGGUUUAGCUACUAACUUUACUGUUUGGGUGAGUUGGUAAUUUGAUUGUUCUGAGAUGACAAAUUUCAUUUAAGAGAAAUGUUUUUAUUUUAAAGUGCUUUAAGAUAUACAAUUCAUAAACAAAAGAUUUUUAUAGUGAGCUCGAAGAGCAGAAUCGAGCUUUACAGUAAUGCAAGUAUACUUUCACACUUGGUGAUGGAUUUUGUAAGUUUGGCCGGAACAAGGCGCCCCUAGCAGACAGGAAGCAGUUUUUUCCGCAGUGAAUACAGAACUUCAUUUGAUUGCUAAAAAUUAUUUAUCAGUUAAAAAUCAUGCAAGAAAGCUUUACAGUGAGUUGCAAAAAUAAUAAUUUUCCUUUUAAAGAUAAAAUAUUGGAAAGAAAUUGGAAAAUAUUAUCAUUAAAAAUCCUAAAGCCAGUAGUACGAGAAUGUGGCAAAUAGGAAAUGACGUCAUUGUGAUACUGGCUUCUCGUAAAACUUGCAAGGUUUGAUAUUCGCUGUAACAGGUAUGAUGACAAUGUACACUUCUUUUGUUUCAAGUGAAUAUGUUCUUGCACAUUUUCACUUUCUUUUGAGUAGUGAAUGGUUUCUUUGUAAUAUUUUUUUAAGUUGAACUUGAAUUCUUUGAGCUCGCUAUGAGGCUUUGCCUUAUUUCAUUUUAGUGCCUUAUUUAUCAGUUAUUCUAUAUAAGGCCUAUAUUAUUUCUGAGUUUAAAUUCAUCUGACAUGGUUUGCAGGAUGUUGUUAAAUUUUGUAUCAAACUGGUGUGUUGCGAGAUAUUUAUUGAGUAAGUUUUUAUGGCAGUUUUACACAACAGACUAGUGUUAGAGCUUAAGUACUGGCUACUAAAGUGGUUUACUGGUAAUGAUCCUUUGCAUGUAAACUUUUGGAUAUCAUUAUUAUAAGAUUAUAGUUUAAGUUUUGUUACAAGUGAUAUUUACUAUGUAAGUAUGACCAGACAAUUGCAGAAGAAUAUUGUACUAUUGCCGUGGAGUAUUCACAGUUUUAGCACAACUGAUAUAUUGUACACUUACUGAAUGGCUUGCCAGUAGGUACUCAAAAGUAUUGAUUAAGGCCCAGAGAACUUGAGGGCCACGAGUUUUAACUAUUGACCAGCAAAAUUUUAUUACAUGAUGUCAGGAAUUAAUUUUAACAGUUUAAUUUUUGACUUAUUAGCCAGGAAGUGUGUUGAAUAUAGACAUCUCAUAUAGCAGAAAGUGUAGACUGAUGAUUUAUAUAAGGAGUCGUGUAAGAAAAGUGGAAAUUUCCCUGAAUGUACAUCGAAAUGUUGAAAAAAUGUAUUAGCAGGAUUUUUGCGUAUUGAAUUUUCAAGGGUGGGUUCUCAGUAUCUCUAUGUAUGUUGAAGGGUUAGUGAAAUGUUUACAUAUCUCCCAAACCUUUCAUUUUUAGCUUGACUAUUCAAAGAAUAGGUAGAGCAAUUGGACUCACCCCUGCAUCGGCGUUAGCAACCUGACUUGGUUAAGUUUUUGUAUGUAAGUUAGUAUCUUAGUAACCACUUGUGGGAAUAGAUUGAAACUUAAAACACUUAUUCACUGUGAUUAACUGACUUACAUUGCACAGAUUCCAUAAUGCUGUUUUGCCUUUUUACAAAAUUAUGCCCCUUUUCCAACUUGGCAAUUUUUAGUUAGGUUUUUGUAUGUAAGCUGGUAUCUCGGUACCCAUUAAUUGGGAUGGAUUGAAACUUCACACAUUUGUUCACUUUGACAAUCUGACAUUCAUUGAUCAGGUUUUAUAAUUCUACUCUGCAUUUUUACAAAAUUAUGUCCCUUUUUUAAUUUUUAUAUUCAUUCAGUUGACAAGACUGUUGAAAAGUCAAGCAUUGUUGUCCUCAGAUAGCUCUUGUUAUUAAUAUUACAUUAUUUCUUUUUGUAUUUUGUUGUCUUUAAUUGUGAGUUAUAAUGUGUUGAUUUAAUUUUGUACCACAAUAUAUAUAAUAAAUGUAAAAUUAAAUUAUUUCAAAAUUCUGAAUAAAUAAAUGACUUCUGGCAGUAUCAACAAGAAUGGAGUUAGCCAAACAUUGAUAGAAAACUGGUGGUUUACUGUGAUAUAACAUAAUUGCAAAUAUCUCUUUAAUAUAAGCUUUUUACCUAUUUAAAGUUUUGUUAUGUGUUUGUUUGUUGGGGUAUAAUGCCAUUUUUUCAACAGUGUUCUAGUUGUAUGACAGUGCCCUGUUAACCUAACCAGUGUUCUUUGUUUGUUUUCCAUGAGUAACACGACAAUUUCUGCACAUAAAUCAGAGGUGGAGGAUAUAUAACUAGCAACCUUUCAAUUCAUAUUCUAGUGUUCUACCUACUGAGCCAGUGGUACUCAUGCAGAGUUUUGAUGAUUAAUAGUCAAGCUUAAAUCAGUCCAUAACAUAAUAUCAUAUAUACCUCUGUCCUAGUUACAUAUUUACUUGAUAGCCGGAUUCAUAAAAUAAAACAAAAAAACAUCAACGUUCUAGUGUGCUCUGUGUAAUGUAGUAAAGUACAUUUUGUUUUGUUACAAGUUUUUGUUCGAUGAUAAAUUUGUUCAAUCAUUUGUUGCUGAUUAUUUUGUAGUUUUAGUUUUACUUUAGGGAAUGUGCAAUAAAUGAAAAUCUGGAGAAGUUCUGCUUUAGGAGACUUAUUGUUAUAGAAUUCAAAAACAGUUCAUUAUUUUAACAUUUUUGAGUACUAGUAUUUUUUUCCACUUCAUUCCUGCUAAGAGCAUUCUUCCAAUCAUAUAUAUAUUUAUAUUGAUACCAUCAGCAGCUAUUCAUCUGGUGACAUUUCCAGGGCAUUUUUUCUCAGUUUAUAACAAAUAUGUUGAAAUUAACAUUAUUUUAAACAUAUGAAUUUUAUAUGAAAAAGAAUUUAUACCCUGUAAAACUCGGAAAAUCUAAAAUCUUAGAACAACUUAAUUCUGUAUAUGUUCCAUAUCACAUAAUAUACUGAACUGUAUCAUUGAAAUUACUGUAUAUGCUUGGGAAAGUAAACGUUCAUGAACAGUUAAUCUUUAGUCACAGGUUAGAAUAAACUAAACAAUGGUUAAUUAGAAAAAUGGAAGUAGAGGUGUUAAGAGUCAGCUGGUCUCUGUUCACAGGUGUUUGUCUAGCACAGGUUUUACUGUAAUAGUGUGCAAUGUGCCUGUGAAGCUUGCAAUGUAGGUAGAUUUCGGCAAUAAUUUUUGUUAAAAUUUGCCUCUGUGUAUAUUGGAAGAUAUAUGUAUAUCUCUAAAAUAUUUAUUUGUUAGUCAUGUAGGUAGGAAAAUAUUUCAUCUAUGUAUGUUCUCCAUACAAAUAUUGUAUUGAAAAGUAUUAUGGUACAUUAAUGCAUUCCGUAAUAAAUUCUACUAAAGAAUGA
Messenger RNA from Mercenaria mercenaria, 7354 nucleotides. Its product is annotated as SCY1-like protein 2. The transcript has 18 exons. The coding region runs from base 176 to 3109 and encodes 977 amino acids. Gene Ontology annotation, molecular function: ATP binding; protein kinase activity. Lineage: Eukaryota; Metazoa; Mollusca; Bivalvia; Venerida; Veneridae. The record is from RefSeq and is a predicted model, not a curated record. Gene Ontology annotation, biological process: protein phosphorylation.